AGAACGGGGUCGGGAAAAUGUCCAGGUUCACUUUCCAGGAUGCCUCUCUCUAUAUCUAUCCCUCCUCUCCUCCUUCUCCUCCUCCUCCAUCUCUCACUUCUCUCUUAUUGUCUGUAAAUCUCUCAACUCCCUUGAUCAGGGAAUCCCUCUUGUCUCACUAUAAACACUUCCAUUCGAUCCUACCUUCAACCACCACGGUGUAAGAGAUAGACAGAGAGAGAAAGAAGAAGAUAAACAGAAAGUUAGAGAGAGAAACAAAGAAAAGAGAGAUUGAGAAUCAAGAAAUGCAAGGAGGUAUAGAGAAUAUUAGGAAGAUGAGCUCAAGAAAAGGAGACAAGAAGGAGCCCUUCCAUGUUACCUACAAGGUUCCUUCUGGAGAUAGUCCUUAUGUUCGAGCCAAAUAUGCUCAGCUGGUACUGAAGGAUCCAGAAGCAGCGAUAGUAUUGUUCUGGAAGGCAAUAAAUGAAGGAGAUAGAGUAGAUAGUGCACUCAAGGACAUGGCUGUGGUGAUGAAGCAGCAGGACAGAGCUGAAGAAGCCAUUGAAGCCAUUAAAUCCUUUAGGUAUCGUUGCUCCAAACAGGCUCAGGAGUCGCUGGAUAAUGUCCUCAUCGACUUAUACAAGAAAUGUGGAAGAGUAGAUGAACAGAUUGAGCUGCUAAAGCAGAAGCUCAGAAUGAUAUACCAAGGGGAAGCCUUCAAUGGCAAACCCACCAAGACGGCUCGCUCUCAUGGGAGGAAGUUCCAGGUUUCCAUCAAGCAAGAGACUUCCAGGAUACUUGGUAAUCUGGGUUGGGCUUAUAUGCAACAAAAGAACUAUGUGGCAGCUGAGGUGGUAUAUCGAAAAGCUCAGUUGAUCGAGCCUGAUGCAAACAAGGCCUGCAACUUGGGUUUAUGCCUAAUCAAACAGGCAAGAUAUGAUGAAGCCCGGUCUGUUCUUGAAGAUGUCCUGCAAUGUAGGAUUACUGGUUCAGACGAUUCAAAGUCGAGAAAUCGUGCAGACGAACUGUUGAAUGAGCUGGAAUCGCUUCAAUCGGCAGAGUUUUUAUCGACUCGAUUGGCUCAGAACCUAGAAGAAAUUUUUACAGAAGGGCUCGACCAGAUUUUUGGUGACUGGACUCCUUUUAGAUCCAAGAGACUCCCCAUCUUUGAAGAACUCUCUCAAUUUAGGGAUCAGAUAGCUUGUUGAGUCUUGUGGUAGAUAGAUAGCUGAGGUGGGUUUACUCAACAAAGAAGGAAAAAAUUAUUGAGGUUAAGGGUACUUUGUAAAAAAUGGGAAAAUAAUGGGAGCAUAUGGAUGUAAUUCACUGGUUAGUGAUCAAUGUACCCUUAGUUCUUGUCGCAAGAACUUUAUAACAAUGAAGGUGUUUGUUAUAGAUUGAUCUCGGUAA
Messenger RNA from Macadamia integrifolia, 1389 nucleotides. RefSeq names its product protein SULFUR DEFICIENCY-INDUCED 1-like. Lineage: Eukaryota; Viridiplantae; Streptophyta; Magnoliopsida; Proteales; Proteaceae. The coding region runs from base 285 to 1187 and encodes 300 amino acids. The transcript has 4 exons. Gene Ontology annotation, molecular function: protein binding. The record is from RefSeq and is a predicted model, not a curated record.